UUGACGCUUACAGUGUUCGUUGUAGAGCUUUUGUCAAACCCACCAUGGCUGGUAAACAGGUGUUGCAAUCCUUGGGAUUGAAAUAUUAUGGCUCCAGGUUUUCCAUCGUUAUUUUGAUCUUUCUGCAACUGCUUCCAGCAUCAGAUCUGAAGCGAAUCGUCUUCUUGCCCGUGGCACAAACCAGCCACACCCGCAGCCAUGCUAACGUAGCCCGACAGAUGGCAGCACAAGGGCAUGACGUAUGGCUGGGCAUCUCUGAAGCCAUGAGACGGAGUGAGCAGGUGGAUACUCGCGACAUUAACAUUGUGUCUUACGGAGAAUACGUGAAAGACCUAGGGAAUGUGAUCAUGGUGGAGUGUGGAGUCUACGACAACUUUUGGGCUGGUAAAGAUCAGGAUCUGAAAACUGUGUCCAGAAUUGGGGAAGCAAUGUCCCAAAACUCGAUAGAAUUAGUUAAAGACGCUGCUUUUAUAUCUGACAUAAAGAGAAUUCAACCCCAUUUAAUUGUUCUAGAUUGGACCCCGUUUUGUCAUAGCAUGCUGGCUCUCCCGUACAAAUUGAAUAUCCCAUUUGCCUUUUACGGUUCUUAUCAUAAUCCGGCUAAUGCAAGAGUGCCCUUCACGGCGGCCUGCAAUCCUUCACCCAUAUCAGAGUUGAAAGACAAACUUACAUUUCUCGAACGUGUACAAAACUUUUUCGUUCUCUUUGCAAUUAUGACAUAUAACCCUUUCUGUGAUCAGGAUAUCAUCAGUAUACUUGUUCCUGAGAAACCACCAAUAGCUGUGAGAGACUUGUCAGUGUUGGCUGAAAUAUUUUUAGUAGAGACAGAUCACAUUUUAGAUUAUUCCAGGCCGAUGUUGCCAAACACAAGACUGAUAGGGGGAACGGCAGCCCGACCUGGCAAGCCGUUAACUGGGUCGUUUCUGGCACACUAUAAGAAAGUUACUAACGGUUUUAUAGUUGUCUCUUUCGGUACAGCUGUCGACAACAUCCCUUCUGCCAUCUCAGAUAAGAUGCUUGACGCUUUCGAACGCCUUGACCUCGGAGUGGUCUGGAAAGUGAACCUGUCGUCUGCACAUCUCAACAAUCGCGUCCUUACGUCAAGAUGGAUCCCUCAAAACGAUCUCCUUGCUGACGUUAGAACAAUGGCGUUCGUUUCGCACUGUGGUACGAAUGGUUUAUACGAGGCGUUAUACAGUGGUGUUCCCAUUCUGUGCCUACCGAUGUUCGCCGAUCAGAUGCACAACGCAAUCAAAGUGGAGAACAAAGGCUUCGGCGUCAAGGCCGACCUACGUCACAUAACAGCCGAGGAAUUGGCUCGGUUGAUCUGGGAAGUAGCGAAAAAUGACACCUAUAGGAACAACAUUGGAACUGCUUCAAAGAUAUUCCGUAAGCUGUAUAAAGAGCCUCUCAAAGAGGCAGCAUUUUGGCUAGAACACGUCAUGGAAUUUGGAGGGUCCUACAUGAGAUUUGCAGGCCAGGAAAUGCCCCUGUAUCAGUUUCUACUGUUAGAUGUUCUGCUAUUCUUAUUUUCCAUAAGCCUAAUACUUACAUGUAUGUUGUAUUGUAUAUGUCGACGAUUGUCCUCUUGCCUGGUGAGAUCGUUAAAAAACAAGACAAAGCAGGAGUAGUAACAAAUAACUCUUACCCCCCUCCCCCCAAAAAAAAUCAAAAGUGACAACGUAAUCAUUGUUUUGUGUUUGUUUUUGUUUUGUUUUAUUUCAAGUGUUGGUGCACUAUCAUCGACGAGCUUACUGACACUGUGGGCGCCUAUGUCCACUUUUGUGAAGAGGCAGUUUCCAGCACAUGGAGAGAGAAAUUCUUCCCCAAUGACAAAUCAUGGAACACUAAAGACGUAACGGACUUCGAGAAAGAAAAGGAAAAUGCGUUCAGCGAUAAAAAUACUGAGAAAAUAAUGCUCUUGUUCAUGCUAAUAAAACGAACAAUAAUUGACUGUAAGAAUGAGUUCCAAGAAAAAAACUUAAUAGAGGAGGAAUUCAACGGUAAGGACAAUAAAAACCCGUAGAAGUGUCUUAGAAAAUCACGGGCCACAUCCCUGCAAAGGAUUGACUGAUUGUUACAAAUGGUAAAGUGCUAGCAACGAUCUCAAUAGGUUCUAUUGUCGUUCCGGUAGCGCAGAUUUCGGCAGAGAAUAACAACAAUUUAGAGAGAGUUUGAGAGAAAGGUCGGGUGAGUGCACUUGUUUGAAAUUCAGUGAAAAUGAAGUUAGAUCUAAAUUUUAGAAAUGUAAAAACUCGUAAAUCUUCUGGCCCUUAAAAGAAUUAAGAAAUUUAGGGGAGAGAGCUAAGGGAAUGUUCCAAACAGUUAAUUUAAUAUUGUUUAUCUACCUUUCAUACGUCUUUACUUUCUUAAAUUUAAUUUAAGAAAAAAAAAGUUCCAUUCUUUUGGAACACAGCAGAAGUUGUGCCUGUACCAAAGAACGUCUUGUAUUCUGUCUCUAAACGACUUGUGACAUGUUUUCCUUACAUUUGUCACAUUCAAAGGCUUUGAGAAAAUAAUCCUGUACAAAUAUCUUGGGAAAGUCUCAUGAAGACCUGGUUCCUCUUCAAUCUGCAUGUUGAAGAUACUGUGCUAGUUGUUUUUUGACACCAUUUCAAAACACAUUAAAAAACACUUGGUACUUAU
Messenger RNA from Aplysia californica (California sea hare), 2646 nucleotides. Its product is annotated as UDP-glucuronosyltransferase 1A4. Gene Ontology annotation, molecular function: UDP-glycosyltransferase activity. NCBI's taxonomy places the organism in Eukaryota, Metazoa, Mollusca, Gastropoda, Aplysiida, Aplysiidae. The record is from RefSeq and is a predicted model, not a curated record. The transcript has 2 exons. Bases 45 to 1631 code for a protein of 528 amino acids.